AGGUGCAAAACCCAUCGACUAUACGGUUACCUGCACGCCCACACCCGCGCACGCUUCCUCCCAUCUUCCUCCGUACGACCUUCACCACCACUCUCCUCUCUAAAUACCUGUCGAACCGUCGACUCUCACACAAUACUCACUGCCAUCGCGACGGUUGACCACAAAAUUCCAAGAUGGAUCGUUCGCACGCCGGCCAGCAGCGGGCGGACGCUGCGACGGUCGACACCGACCAGCUGGCACACGAAAUGACAGAACGCUUCCGACAGGUUCUCAGCACCCGACGAAUGAACGAACUCACCUCCCGCGCUGUACAAUCACGACCAGCAUCGCCAGCACCUCGAGACUUCGGCACACCUCAACCCCCAACUGCACAGCAUGCUCCCCCAUCCUACUCUUCACUCCGAAACAUUCCCCUGGAACCACAGGCACCGCAGGACGCCCGCUCGAUGCGAUUCAAGAACAUGCUCCAUUCGCUUUCCAACAUGCCCAUCCGGUGGGAAAAUCCCGGUCUGCUCGAUGAAGCCCUGCGAGUCGUGCCAUUGGAACAGAUCUACAACGAGGCCGAGGAAGAAUCACAGAUCCUGCAGGCCGAAGCCGAAAGCCUGGGUGCCGGAAAGAAGGCUGCUUGGGGAUAUCAAGACUGCGUCGUCCGAGCUCUGAUGCGAUGGUUCAAGCGAUCGUUUUUCUCCUGGGUGAACAACCCUCCUUGUGCGCGCUGCUACUCCCCAACCAUCGGCGUCGGCAUGGCUGCUCCUCUUCCCGAUGAGCAGGCGCGCGGUGCAAACCAGGUCGAACUCUACAAGUGCUCGCUCGAACAGUGCGGAGCCUUCGAGCGAUACCCCCGAUACAACGACGCCUUCGUCCUCCUCCAGACUCGACGGGGUCGCUGUGGCGAAUGGGCGAACUGCUUCAGCAUGCUCUGUCGCGCUGUCGGAUCGCGAGUUCGCUGGGUCUGGAACAGCGAGGACCACGUCUGGACGGAGGUCUACUCCGUUCACCGCAAGCGCUGGGUGCACGUUGACGUCUGCGAGGAAAGCUGGGACAAGCCCAUGCUCUACACCAAAGGUUGGGGGAAGAAGCUCGCCUAUUGCAUCGCGUUUUCCGUCGACGGUGCCAUGGAUGUCACUCGCCGCUACGUGCGCGACCCAGCAAAGCACGGCUUGGAACGCAACAGGACGCCAGAGGCCGUGCUCCUCUACAUCAUGAACGAGAUUCGCGCCAUGCGACGAACCAACAUGUCCAAGCAGGACAAGUUCCGCCUCCAGGGCGAGGACAUGCGCGAGGAUAAAGAACUCUGCGGCUACUUCAUCUCUUCCAUUGCCCACGAGAUGAGCAAGCUCAGCGCAGACGACAUCGUCGCCGGACGAGUUGCCCGAAGGCCCGACCCGGAUGCACAGAAGGCAUUGGAGGGCCGUACCAGCGGCAACUCGCAAUGGAUCCGGUCCCGCGGCGAAGGAGGCCAGAACACCCCAGGACAACAAGAUCCUCGUAAUCAACACCCACGAUGAACGCAUCACAUAUGCAAAUCGACUCUGUUCAUAGUCCAUUCUUUCCGGUCGAUCCGAUACGUAUCGGCCCCCACCAUUCGAGGCAGACGAGCUUCGGCUCGCAAUGAUCAUUGCAGCUCCGCACUCAUACCCAUCACAUAUUCUCAUCGCGAUGGAGCCGGAUGGUACUCACCAAACCCGCGACAUUUGCGCUUGUAAUCAUAGCAUCAGGACCU
Aaosphaeria arxii CBS 175.79 is the source of this 1723-nucleotide messenger RNA. RefSeq lists its product as uncharacterized. Gene Ontology annotation, cellular component: nucleus; cytosol. Gene Ontology annotation, biological process: protein quality control for misfolded or incompletely synthesized proteins; glycoprotein catabolic process; protein deglycosylation. Gene Ontology annotation, molecular function: peptide-N4-(N-acetyl-beta-glucosaminyl)asparagine amidase activity. The coding region runs from base 174 to 1508 and encodes 444 amino acids. The transcript is spliced from 2 exons. NCBI's taxonomy places the organism in Eukaryota, Fungi, Ascomycota, Dothideomycetes, Pleosporales. The record is from RefSeq and is a predicted model, not a curated record.